This is a messenger RNA of Dendrobium catenatum, 1303 nucleotides long. RefSeq names its product NAC domain-containing protein 73. Bases 300 to 1109 code for a protein of 269 amino acids. NCBI's taxonomy places the organism in Eukaryota, Viridiplantae, Streptophyta, Magnoliopsida, Asparagales, Orchidaceae. The transcript has 3 exons. Gene Ontology annotation, biological process: regulation of DNA-templated transcription. Gene Ontology annotation, cellular component: nucleus. The record is from RefSeq and is a predicted model, not a curated record. Gene Ontology annotation, molecular function: transcription cis-regulatory region binding; DNA-binding transcription factor activity.
GUAUGUUAGACAUUCUCAAAACCUUCUUCUACCUAUUGCUGAUCUUCGAUCUCCUCCUUGGACAGCUGUGAGAAAACAAAAGUAGAGAAGAAGGAUUAUAUUCCUUUACAAAGCUCUAGAAGAAGUAUUAAAAGUGCAGAAGAGAGAGAAAGCCGAGCUCUUUCUUCUUUUCUUUUUGUUUUUUUGUUCUCUUUUUAGAGAGAAGGUAAGGAUCACAAGAAUUAGAGCUUGAGAAAGGCUCCACAGUCCCCUGUAGGCUACUGCUAGCUGGUUCAUUACAAUUUGUGACAGUGAAGAAGAUGACAUGGAGUAGUAGCUGCGAGGAAGACGACGGUGAUGAAGAUCAUGACCGUCGCUUUAAAGACCCCUCCAUGCCUCUGUCAGCGAUGAUCUGCCCAUCGUGUGGCCAGAAGAUCCAAGUUGAUAACCAGGCAAGCAGUGGAAUUCAAAAUUUUCCUGAGCUGCCAGCUGGAGUGAAGUUCGAUCCAACGGACCAGGAGCUUCUUGAGCAUUUGGAGGGGAAGGUGAGACCUGACUUACAGAAAUUGCAUCCCCUUAUUGAUAAGUUUAUUCCUACUAUUGAAGGAGAUAAUGGGAUCUGCUACACUCACCCUGAGAAACUUCCAGGAGUAACUAAGGAUGGACUUAUUCGCCACUUCUUCCACAGGCCUUCCAAAGCCUACACAACUGGCAAUAGAAAACGAAGAAAAGUAAACACAAAUGAACAAGGAGGUGAGACUCGCUGGCACAAAACAGGCAAAACAAGACCAAUCUAUGCAAAUAACAAAGUGAAGGGCCACAAGAAAAUAUUAGUUCUCUACACGAACUAUGGCAAGCUAAAAAAGCCUGAAAAAACAAAUUGGGUAAUGCAUCAAUACCAUUUGGGUUCUGAUGAAGAAGAGAAAGAUGGAGAACUUGUUGUAUCAAAGAUAUUCUAUCAGACUCAACCUAGACAGUGCAACUCAACAGCGUUGAAAGAUGAUUUCAAGGACGAAAAAGUUAUAGAUUGCUAUAAUUCAUCUCUUAUAUCUUAUGACAAUAGAGAGCAUCAUAGAGCUGAAGGCUCCUCUCAUUUGAUGCAUAACUUUGGGUCUCCAUUUCUGCAUUGAGAGGGUUUUUUUAUAAGAAUAUACACAAGAAUAGAAGAAGAAAUACAUAUAUCUUUAUAUACUAACAAAGUUUUUUUUUUUUUCAUUAUUCUCAACUAACUAUGUGUUGUAUAUGUGAAAAUAAAUUUGCUUGGAAUUUUGGCUGGUUGUAAAUGAGAGGAUAAAACAAUGUUCAUCUGCUUGUGUGAUAUUAA